UUGGUCAUUAUUGUUCCGUAAUCAAUUUGUCAUCAAACACCUACUACAAAAGUCUCAAUUCUGUGAUCUCAUUUCUGCUCCCAUAACCAGAAACUAAUGGCAGAUCAACCUCUAUUUACAGUCCCCAACGUCAGCCCUUAUGACUUUCUCCAGAUCGUCCCCAACUCCGACGGUAGCCUCACCAGACUCAUCUCCUUCCCCACCGUCUCUGCAGCAGCUGACCACCAAUCCGAUUCUGCAGUCCUCACCAAAGACAUCCCCCUCAAUACUACCAAUAAAACUUGGCUCCGCAUAUACCGGCCUCGUCGAUUACCUCCAUCCUUCUCCUCUUCCUCCGGCAAGCUCCCUCUUAUAGUUUACUACCAUGGAGGUGGCUUCAUCAUCGGCGCUGCAGCCUGGAAUAUAUUUCACGACUUCUGCUCAAAUUUGGCUGCCGAACUGCCUGCCUUGGUUAUCUCGGUUGAAUACCGUUUGGCUCCGGAGCACCGCCUCCCUGCGGCCUACGAAGAUGCCGUUGAAGUGUUGCACUUUAUCAAGAACCAGCUAGAGUUAUUGAACGAGAAAAGUGAGCAAGAGGAGUGGUUGAGAGAGUUGGGUGAUUGUUCGCAGUGUUUCCUCAUGGGCAGCAGCGCAGGAGGUAAUAUUGCCUACCAUGCAGGAUUACGUGCGCAAGCGAUGGCGCAUGAUCUUGAGCCCCUCAAGAUCACUGGGCUAAUUUUGCAUCAGCCUUUCUUUGGUGGGUCACAGAGGACGGAAUCAGAAUCGAAUUUGGCCAAUAAUCCAUUCUUGCCGUUGUCAGUGACGGAUGUGAUGUGGGAAUUGUCGUUGCCGGUCGGAUCUGAUCGUGAUCAUGUUUAUUCCAACCCCAUGACGACCGGCAGCCUUACCCAUCAGAUUGGAUUGCUUGGGCGAUGCUUGGUGACGGGUUGCAGUGGAGACCUGCUGAUCAGCCAACAGAUGGAGUUUGUGAAGAUGCUAGAAGAAGAGGGUGUCACCGUGGUGAGUUGGUUUCAGGAGGGAGGUUAUCAUGGAGUGGAACUCAUGGAGCCCAUGAAGUCUCCGGCCUUAACGACGGUCGUUAGAGAAUUCAUUUUCCGGUCUUCUCUAUAACUUGAUUGUUUCACUUGUUGUUGAUGUGAUGUGUGUUACUUUGUAUACUUUUGCUUAAUCAUGCAUCCUGAAAUCUUAACAAAUAAUUACCUUGGGCCCGGUGGCUGUUGUGUUGCACCGGUAGCUCUACUUUGCUUUUUCAUUCCUCUUCCUUUAUUGGCUUUUUUUUUUAUGUAAAAAAUACCUAAUAAACAUAUGCAUUACCAUUACCAUUUAAUUUUUAUUA
Messenger RNA from Nelumbo nucifera (sacred lotus), 1336 nucleotides. Its product is annotated as 3-O-acetylpapaveroxine carboxylesterase CXE2. Lineage: Eukaryota; Viridiplantae; Streptophyta; Magnoliopsida; Proteales; Nelumbonaceae. The record is from RefSeq and is a predicted model, not a curated record. Gene Ontology annotation, molecular function: hydrolase activity.